This is a messenger RNA of Trichoderma citrinoviride, 1506 nucleotides long. Its product is annotated as glycosyltransferase family 31 protein. The record is from RefSeq and is a predicted model, not a curated record. Gene Ontology annotation, cellular component: membrane. Lineage: Eukaryota; Fungi; Ascomycota; Sordariomycetes; Hypocreales; Hypocreaceae. Gene Ontology annotation, molecular function: glycosyltransferase activity. Bases 1 to 1506 code for a protein of 501 amino acids. The transcript has 3 exons.
AUGGCGCUCUUCCCCAAGCCUGCGGAGACGCAGCAACUCGGGCUCUUCCUCCUGAACAAGCGCCUGAUCCGCAUCUUCGUCGCCGUCGCCUUCUUCGUCCUCGUCGCCUUCGGCCUCGUCUGGCGCCGGCAGCAUGACGCCCUGCCCGUCCUGCCGCCCCUGGGCAUCGACGAGCCGCCCGGCUUCUACCCGUACGAGACGGUCAGCGACUACUGGCCGGUGUCUCUCGAUCCCGCCGGCAAGUCGACCGAAGACCUUUGCGCAACGUUCCCCAAGCACAUGCUCAGCCUCGUCCAGCCCGUCCUCAAGAUGGGCCACGGCGAGGACCGCGCCAAGCUCGACGCCCAGCUCGACAGCGUCAGCGCCUGCUUCCGCCCCGACGAGCUGCUCAUCUUCUCCGACCUCGACGAGCGCAUCCGCAACUUCACGGCCAUUGACAUCCUCGCCAGCCUGCCGCCCAAGUACUACGACCUCGAGUAUAACCCGGACAUGGGAAACUACCUGCUGCAGAAGGAAUUGAGCCGCAACGGCACGCUGGACAAGGACAAGGAGGCGACGAAGCGCGUCAAUGGCUGGAUCAUUGACCGGUUCAAGUUCCUGCCGCAGAUUGAGCGUGCCUGGUUGAUGCGGCCCAACAGACCGUUUUACUUUUUCUACGAGACGGAUACAUAUGUCGUGUGGGAUACAGUAUACCGGUUCCUCUCCACCUUUGACCCCGAUGUUCCCAUCUACAUGGGCUCUCCCUCCCCCGGACGGCACGACAGCACUCGAGACGAUCUCAAGACAUGGUUUGCCAACGGCGGCCCCGGAUUCGCCCUCAGCCGCGCAGCCGUCAAGGCCCUUAUCCGCCGCGACGUGGCACCGCAUGGCCAGUACAGCGGACCGACCGUCAGCGAAGAGUGGCUUCCCCUGAUCAAGGACGAGUGCUGCGGCGACAGCGUCGUCGGCUGGACGCUGUGGAACAAUGGAGUGCCCUUGCAGGGGUACUGGCCCAUGUUCAACCCCCAUCCGCUGCACGGCAUUCCCUUUAGCGAUCGCUACUGGUGCCAGCCCAUCAUGACGCUGCACAAGACGACGCCGAAGGACAUGGUCGAGGUGUGGAAGUGGGAAUUCGGGCAGAGGAAGUUUAAGCGGCCCUUGCUAUACGCUGAUUAUUGGAAUUUCCAUCGACCGGGAACCUCCGACACUCUGGACAACUGGGAUAACGGAGAUUGGGACGCCUCCAAGUCUGGCCCCGAUCAAGGCAUCGACUCGUUUGAAAAGUGCGAGGAGGCAUGCAAAAAGGACGACAGCUGCGUCCAGUGGAACUGGCGAGGCAGAGACGAGAAAGUGUGUGUUCUCGCAAGGUCUUUUAGGUACGGAGAAAAGCGGGAGCCGGAGCAGCGAGACGACAAGUGGGUGGACUUUAAAUCCGGCUGGAUCAAGGACAGGCUCGACAAGUUUCGCAACGAGAGGCAGUGCGAGGUGGUGGAAUGGGUUGGGCCGAGCGUUACGCGGGUGUUUUGA